Molecule: messenger RNA, 2345 nt
Organism: Cydia splendana
Lineage: Eukaryota; Metazoa; Arthropoda; Insecta; Lepidoptera; Tortricidae
Product: vesicle transport protein GOT1B
Exons: 5
Coding region: 142-564 (140 amino acids)
Biological process (GO): endoplasmic reticulum to Golgi vesicle-mediated transport; retrograde transport, endosome to Golgi
Cellular component (GO): membrane; endoplasmic reticulum
Source: RefSeq, a predicted model, not a curated record
UUUUGACAGCCCAAAUAUUCGAUAGCAAAAAUGACGUGGAGAGAUAGGUUAUAAGUUUGUUGUCGAUAAAUUAACUAAUUUAAUAGUUAAUUAGGAACCUACUUCAAUAAUUAAAGUAAUAACAAUUAAGUAUUAAUCACGAUGAUUGAGAUAAGCGAUGUACAAAAGAUUGGUGUGGGGCUGGCAGGGUUUGGCAUGGCCUUCCUGUUUCUAGGAGUUCUACUGCUCUUUGACAAGGGCCUGCUAGCUAUAGGAAAUAUCCUAUUCAUCAGUGGUCUAGCCUGUGUGAUCGGGCUCCAGCGGACAUUCUUCUUCUUCUUCCAACGGCACAAGAUCAAGGCAUCUGUGGCAUUCUUCGGAGGCAUCACUAUAGUGCUGUUGGGCUGGCCUAUGGUGGGCAUGAUUGCUGAGAUCUACGGGUUCCUACUACUGUUCAGAGGUUUCCUGCCAGCCGCCAUCAACUUCCUCCGAAUGGUGCCCGGGUUUGGUCUGCUGCUCAACCUGCCUAUCAUAAGUGGGGUCGUCAACCGGAUAGCGGGCGACAACGGGCGAAACAUGGUAUGAUAGUGUGUUACCAAAGACUGCUAGUGUCGGACUGUACAUAUGGGUGUGCGGAUAUAUAUGAGGGCCUGGCAAAGUGACAAUCUUAUAGAAAACGCCAAUCGAAACGUAAAUAACGAGCCCCCUCGCGAGAAAAUUGCCGCGCGAAGCAGCUCGGUCGGCGGAGAACGGCCCGAGCCAUUGCGGUCGCGAGUGCGAUUACUUGGCCCGAGGCACGUCUACACAGACCGAGCUCUUACGCGGCAAUUUCCUCACGAGGUGGCUCGUUCUGUGUGGACCCGGCUAAUAAUGCUCACGUGACUUUUCAUUUGCAUCUGUCGGUUUUCGAUAAACGAUAGUCAUCUUGGCCACGGCAUCUGAUCGUUCAAGACCGAGACCGGGGGCUGGUUACAUUUUGGUGCCCGUGACCAGGAUACUUAAAUAAAUGUUCUUAAAUUUAUUACUGUACCAUUUUCCUUUUAAUUUUGUAUUAUUGUUCGGUUUCGGUUAUGGAUGUGUCAGUGGGAUUUGAUUCUAAAUAUAUAACAUUAUAAUGCAAAUUUAUAUGUGGUGUUAUAAUACUAUAAAAUAAGUGUUAGGUAUGAAAUCAAUUCCUUGUGAAAUAGUCGAUAAUGAAUCGCGAUAUUAUUGUGUACUACUCGCUUUGAUAGUAUCGUUUCUACUUCUGAUCUGUGGAUAAAACAUCAUUCACGUUUUGGAAAUAAUGUAAUCAGUAAAGAGACAAAAGUCAUAUCCACUGCGAUAAAAAUAUUGAAAUGAUCAUUGCGCCGCUUAAAGGUAUAAAAGUACUGCUAUCGUGUGAAAUACUAAUUAACCGAUUAUCUUUAUGUCCUGGUUCUGAAUGUUCUGAUACUACUGUGUCAGUAGUCUGUAGUCACUUUACGAGUACGACGUACGAGUUUUGGUAGAUAAUACAAUAUCGUCAGUAAUGUCGUCAGGUCUCCCAACUAUCUUAUUUAAAAUAUUGGUAUGAUAAUAUUAUAAAUUAUUUCCAUACAUUUAGUUCUAAUAUAUAACAUGUUGUAACAAUCAUUUAAAUAUGAAUUCGUAAGAACUGAGCAAAUAUGUAAUUUUUAACCAAAAUUUUCAUAUUAUGGCGCAAAAUCUUGUGAAUUUAUGUUGUAGAUUUGAAUAUCAACAAAGGUAUAAUCUCUUAAAUUGGAAGUACCCAUAGUUUUUGCUUCGCUAGGGAUGCUAGCUUUGCUAUAUAUUUGUGUAUAUAUUUAUACAUUACCGGUUCAAAGUACCUACCGAAUCCAACGAAUAAUCUUCAAUCGUUCGAUUAUGUUUAUUUUGGGUGCAAACACAGUUAAAACCUUAUUUAUACAAGUUAUACAUAUUAUACUCAGUAUAUCAAAUUUCAUAGGUAUUUUCAUUCGAAAAUGUAGAAAAUGGUUAUGGUUUGUAUGUUUAAAAGAAUAACGGUUAGUGUUCUUUUUGUUUCUUUUUUUCAUCUAAAUUAAGAGUACAGUUUCUUUUUGUUAUAGGCAUUAUUUAAGUUAAGAACGUGGCAUUACUAAAUUAUAGUAAUAUAUUAUAUUUUCCAUUAGAAACUUGAAGUAAUAAUAAAAAUUCAACGUGAUUAUAAAAUAAAAACCAAAUUUUUAAAAUGCCCUAUUACUUCCCUUCUACUAUUAAAUGUAUGCUUGACUUUUUACUAGAUAUUUUUUAUAAAUGUAAAUAUACUUUUAAAAUGUGUCUCUUUGGCCAUGGAAUAGGUAUUGUGAAUAUUAUUUUAGUCAUAAUUCUAGGUAACCUUUUAAAUAAUAUAAUUGUCUUACAAA